This is a messenger RNA of Pyricularia grisea, 222 nucleotides long. RefSeq lists its product as uncharacterized. The transcript has 2 exons. The annotation marks the transcript as partial. NCBI's taxonomy places the organism in Eukaryota, Fungi, Ascomycota, Sordariomycetes, Magnaporthales, Pyriculariaceae. The record is from RefSeq and is a predicted model, not a curated record.
GAUUUCCCUGUCUUGUGGUUUGUGUCCAUUAAAGAAGGGGAUAACGGUGUGAGUAAAGCCUACUUUCACUGGUUAGGUACAAUAAGGUAUCUUGACAAGCUUGAGUACUCCUGGCAUACCUCACCUAUCGUGAACUCCACCGUAAUUGCGCUGUGGAUCCCCGACAGAUCGUCUUUGAGCCAGCCAGGAGGCAAGGCUUGCCUCGCGACACCACAAAUUUAG